AUGGACGUCGAACGGUUAAUGAAGGACCUUACCAUAGAGCAGUUGACCGAAAUUUACUCUUCAUUGAGGUAAUUUGAUGUAAAAGUGGUUAAUUUCUCCUUUUAUUUUAGUAAGGAGAUAGAGACAAAGAAAGAAGAGCUCCGGCAGAUGGUUGGACGUCGAUAUAGGGACGUUUUGGAGGCUUCAAACACAGUAAAACGGCUGAACGAGCUCUCAGAAGAGAUUGUAACACAACUUGGGGACACAAAAGCAGUCUUAGCACCAUUUGAGCAACGACAAGUGGGCUUCGAAUCGAAAGGAAAACGAUUGACAAGACAAAGAUUCAUUUUGCUCAAUUCCAUCAUCCCAUUGGUGAGAGAUUUUUUUAUUUGUAAAUAUCAGUGGCAUGAGUAAUAUUAAUGACCAUUUUUGAAUCGAAAUUUGAAAAAAAAAUGUGCUGUCGUAUACAAAAAUGUAAUUCUUUGAAAUCUGCUCAAAAAUAAAGGCGCCCAGCGGUGUGUACUUUUAGUCUGAUCGGCAGUGCGCUCGCGUGGAACUCGAAAAGUCCCGAGUUCGGCUCCACCCCCAAGAGGUUUCCGAUUUCGAAGGCGUUUCAAUGAAAACUCGGCUCUGCCAGAGGCAUUGUGCGUUCAAAAAGUCGGAGAAAUAAAAGCCGGCCGUUUCUUCCCUGUGAAUCGACCGUUGAUGGUCGAUUUGCUCUUAGAAAUUGCACAGUUUUUGAAAUUAAAAAAAUUUUCGCUGAGUUUUUUUUGCAAUAAAUGUAAAGAUAAUUUUAGCUAGACGAAUCCGUCAAUGGAAUCACUGAUGUCUUCACAUUACUAAUCGCGGAAUGCCUACAAAGAGCGAUUGCAUUGGAUGGAAAUGAGCUGGCUCCGGAAUCGGAAGCAGUUAUUCGAGCAUUGGGGGAUAGAUUGAUAAACCAUCGAUUGAAAUUAAAACAAAGAUUGCUCUCGGAACUGGGGGAUAUCACAGAAUGGACGGCUUUGGCAGGUCAAUUGGUCGGAUUGGGCAUUUUGAAUCAGAGCAGUCCAGAAAGUUUGCUGAAGAAUUAUUUGGAGGCCAGAUUGGUACGAAAAAAGAUUUUGGAAAUGAUAAUUAAUGGAAAUUGUAGAAAUUGUUGCCUCAUUCUUUAAUGGACUCGUAUUUUAGCUCACGAUCACGUCCACAUUAGAAUCAUCAACUUUGAUUGGAAUUAUUGGCCAAAUAAAAGAGACCACAGAAGUAGUGGACAAGGUUUUUGGAGGUGGAAAAGGUCUCUAUUUGUGCUUCAAGGCUGUUACAACGGAAGGAUGGUGUCCUGGUAAGAUUAUUUUGGUGUUUUUUGUUUUUUUUUUUGUAUGUUUUUGGCCCAGAAUGGCUUAAAACGAUAUAAUUUUAGAUGUAAUUCGAAAUGUGAUCCGAGACCAACUAAGCAUUCAUAACAAACUUUUUGAAAAGGAACUUACCAAGGCCAAUAGAGCAUAUCGAAGUGAUUUUACACCAGUCCCGGAGCCACAAGUGACCUCUUCGUUGUCUGAAUGGGUCGAUCAAUUGUGCUCGGAGGCCAAGGAAAGUGUCUCGAAGAUUGCCAAAUUCUUCGAAAGAACCGAAGAACUAGUCGAUUUUGUCUUGGCGGCAAAUGAAUUGUUCAGAAAUGUAAGAUUUAUGGAGAAAUUUUAUCAGUUGUAUCAUGUGUAAUGUAAUGAAAUGAAAAAAGUAUAAUAUUUUUGUUUAGGAUUGGCCGGGCGUCGAAAAUCCACACACAAUUUAUCGCAGACUGUUUGGAGAGGCUCUAUUCCAGAGAUUCGGCCAAUUGAUUGGCACGGAAAUCAGGGAAAUUGAAGGGGAAUUGCUCGAAAAGAUCCCAAAAGUCAAUUGUAAUCCCCCGCCAUUGUUCCAUAAAAGAGCAACCAAGUUUGAUGGACUCUUGGCUAGCGGGGUGUCGCAGGAGUUGAAUGCGUAAGUUGAAAACUUUAAAUUUUCUGGGGCUUUUUUUUUGCUGAUGAUCUAUUAGGGUGAACCAAAAAAUUUUUCCGAUUUCAUGUUUCGUAUAAUAUGUUUGUUGUUGAUUUCAGAGUCGUCCAAAAGUUCUUCGAAAAGUUGAGAAGUUUAAAUCACAGAACAAACAAGUACAUCCAGCUGGGACACGAGGCAAAUGUGGAGGAACUCAGGAAAUUUUUGGUUCAAGAAGUUAUCGGAUUCUUGAAACGGUAGGAAGAAAGUUGAAGGUAUAAGUGAUACAAGUUUUAGUCUAACUGCCAAACAUGCUGAAGAGAUUGCUCAAAGAGACCUUUCUGUUACAGUACUCCCAUCAGAUGAGAAUCAGAAAUGGCUCAAGGAAUUCAGGUUAUAUUUGGCCUUGGUCCAGUUCGAGCCGUCUGUGAUAAGUCAAUGCAUGGGCGAUGAUACGAAUUCGGCGGUAGAAGCAAACAAAAUUCUCCAUCAAGCGGCGGAAACGGCAUUAUGGUAAGUGGGGUUGAGUGUUUUGUCCACAGAAGACGUAUUUUACAAAUUUUUUUUAGCCAUUUGAUGGACUACAUUAUCGAAGAGGCCGUCCAAGAUUCGGAGCUCAAUAGAAUCAAAGAAGCUUGUGAAUUGCCCUUCAAAUGGAUCGAUUAUGUUCAAGUGAGGUUUGCGAGAUGUUUUUUUGAAGUUUUGACGACUGAAAUUUGUAUUAAGAUUCUUUUUUAGAACUGCGAAAAAAUUCCAUUGGGAACUUUGACCGAGAAACCAGCAAAGACAGAACCAAAGACGGUGGAAAUCGAUUUGAAUGAAGAGGAAAAUGGAGAGAAAUCAAAUGAAAACAGCGAAAACUUGAAGCCAGAAGAAGAAAACGGGAAGGAACCAGAAGUACAAAGUUUUAUUGAGAUCCCAACACAGAUUAAUCGGUAGGAUAGGAAGAUUGGAGUGUAUUAUUACUGAUUUUAUUUACUUCAGACAGCUGUUCGCCUUUUUAUACGCGAUUUGUCGCCGGAUUUCCCAAAAUUCAUUUGGCCAUUUGUUUACGAGAAAUGUUUCGGUUCAUGUGUCCAGUAGACUGGCCAGUCUGAUAUCCAAACUACUCAAAGAGUCCGCAGAAGCAGCCCCAGAAAAUACGACAUUGAUCUUAACUCAACUUUUAUUCGACUCAAGAACGAUGGCCCAAAUGUUUCCAACCAAAGACUUUGUUCAUGUUGUAGAGGUGAUAAAAAGAAAGAUGGAUGUGGUAGAAUGGAAAUUAGUGGACGAUCCUGUUGCAAAGAAUGCUAGGACAGCGGUUAGGAGGAGUGCGGUAGGUGUUUUAAUAGGUUAUGGAGAUUUUUUAUAUUAUAGUAGGGUUAAGUGUAAUAUUGGAAAUAGAAUAGAUGAUUUGAGAGUUGUUGAGACAAAAUUGAUUUAUGGUGAAAGUAGAACAUUUAUUCUCAUAUUUCAGAUGCUUUUCGGUCAACUGCAAACGGAUCCACCCACCGGUUCCAUCUCCUCAAAAGACCCGACCCAACAAUCUGUAGUCGACGUUCUCCCACGAAUCGACGGAACCCUCAGAAUCCCCGCUAUCCCCAGAUUAAGCAAGAUCAAAGAGGAAGAAAAGAAGGCCAAGCUGAAGGCAAAGCAAGCUGCCGAAGCCAAACGACAAAACGCGGAAAAGAACAUUAAUCUAGGCGGAUUCUUUGAUUACUUUAUGAAAAAUUAG
Molecule: messenger RNA, 3649 nt
Organism: Bursaphelenchus xylophilus (pine wood nematode)
Lineage: Eukaryota; Metazoa; Nematoda; Chromadorea; Rhabditida; Aphelenchoididae
Source: the annotation of a GenBank genome assembly